AUGUCUACCUCUGAGAAGUUGGAAAACUUAUCAAUCAAUGAAAAGCCAGCUGAAUCCCCAGCUGCCAAGCAAGAAAACUCAACCUCUGAACAACCAGAAGAGGUUAUCUUGGGUGAAGAUGGACAGCCAUUGUCAAAGAAGGCAUUGAAGAAAUUGCAAAAAGAGAAGGAAAAACAAGCAAAGAAGGCCGAAAGAGAGGCCCAAUUAGCCAAAGAGAAAGAAGCAAGGGAAAAAGAGGCGGCAAACGAUCCAGCAAAGGCCAAUUACGGAAAAUUACCCAUUAUUAACUCGUCAUCAAAGUCAAAUGUAAAGAGAUCCAAGAUUGCCGACAUAUCAGCUUCCAACGAUGGAGAAACUGUUACACUCAGAGCAAGAGUCCACAAGACAAGACAGCAAGGUGCCACAAUGGUCUUUUUCGCCUUGAGACAACAAACAAACAUUAUCCAAGCUUUAUUGAAAACCAACAAGGAAACCGACAACACGGCCAUUUCGAAACAAAUGGUGAAAUGGGCAGGCGGUAUUAGUUUAGAGAGUAUUGUUUUGGUAGAAGGUAAAGUCGCCAAAGUCGAUGAGUUGGUCAAGUCGGCUACUGUACAAGAUGCAGAAAUACACAUCACCAAAAUUUACACCAUUCAAGAGACUCCAGAACAAUUGCCACUUUUGUUGGAAGAUGCCUCAAGAACUGAGCAAGAGGCUGAAGAGUUGGGCUUACCAGUUGUCAACUUGGACACUAGAUUAGACUCUAGAGUUAUUGACUUGAGAACUCCAACAAAUCAAGCAAUCUUUAAAAUCCAAUCCGGUGUCUCACAAUUAUUUAGAGAGUUUUUGUCCAAAAAGGGAUUCACUGAAAUACACACCCCAAAAAUCAUUGGAGCUGCUUCAGAAGGUGGUUCGAACGUGUUUGAAAUUAACUAUUUUAAGGGAUCUGCUUUCUUGGCACAAUCGCCGCAAUUGUAUAAGCAACAAUUGAUUGCUGGUGAUUUCGAAAGAGUGUUUGAAGUUGCUCCAGUUUUCAGGGCCGAAAAUUCAAACACCCAUCGUCAUAUGACGGAAUUCACUGGAUUGGAUUUGGAAAUGGCAUUCGAGGAACACUAUGACGAAGUCUUGCAAGUUUUGGAAGACUUGUUUGUAUUCAUCUUUACUGAAUUGAAAGAAAGGUAUGGUAAGGAGAUUGCCACUGUCAGAAAACAAUUUCCAGUUGAAGAAUUCAAGAUUAACAUGGUUAAAUUGCACUUCAAAGAAGGUAUUGCCAUGUUGAGAGAAGCAGGUAAAGAGGUUGAUGAUUUUGAAGAUUUGUCAACUGAGAAUGAGAAAUUGUUGGGUAAGUUGGUCCGUGAAAAGUACGACACUGAUUUCUAUAUUUUGGACAAAUUCCCAUUAGCCAUUAGACCAUUCUAUACCAUGCCUGACGCAGAGGAUCCAAGAUACUCAAACUCGUAUGACUUCUUCAUGAGAGGUGAAGAGAUCUUGUCUGGUGCCCAACGUAUCCACGACCCAGAAUUAUUGAAGGAGAGAAUGAAGGCACACGAAGUUGAUCCAAAUACCCCAGGUUUGAAUGAUUAUGUUGAUGCAUUCACCUAUGGAUGUCCUCCACAUGCUGGUGGUGGUAUCGGAUUGGAAAGAGUGGUUAUGUUCUUUUUGGACUUGAAAAACAUUCGUCGUGCUUCAUUGUUCCCAAGAGAUCCAAAGAGAUUGAGACCAUAA
Molecule: messenger RNA, 1704 nt
Organism: Lodderomyces margitis
Lineage: Eukaryota; Fungi; Ascomycota; Pichiomycetes; Serinales; Debaryomycetaceae
Gene: DPS1-1
Product: aspartate--tRNA ligase
Exons: 1
Coding region: 1-1704 (567 amino acids)
Biological process (GO): aspartyl-tRNA aminoacylation
Cellular component (GO): cytosol; cytoplasm; aminoacyl-tRNA synthetase multienzyme complex
Molecular function (GO): aspartate-tRNA ligase activity; ATP binding; RNA binding
Source: RefSeq, a predicted model, not a curated record